AUGGAGGCCACCAAGAAGGAGCAGGCCAUCAAGAAACUCCAAGCCGAGCUCAAGGAGGAAAAGCAAGCCGAGAUACAACGCCGGAGGGAAAUCACCCUCGAGCGUAAGAAGGCCGCGGAAGAGCGUCGCAGAUUGGAGGAAGAAAAAGCCAAGGUGCGCGGCCCCUCCUCCUCCUGGGAAACCCCGUUUCUACGCGACCUUUGCCCUCCCACCGCGUCGCCGCAUGCUCACUUGGCCAAUUAA
Molecule: messenger RNA, 243 nt
Organism: Epithele typhae
Lineage: Eukaryota; Fungi; Basidiomycota; Agaricomycetes; Polyporales; Epitheliaceae
Exons: 2
Coding region: 1-243 (80 amino acids)
Source: RefSeq, a predicted model, not a curated record